Panicum hallii is the source of this 1122-nucleotide messenger RNA. Its product is annotated as putative disease resistance protein RGA1. The transcript has a single exon. Bases 1 to 1113 code for a protein of 370 amino acids. The record is from RefSeq and is a predicted model, not a curated record. Lineage: Eukaryota; Viridiplantae; Streptophyta; Magnoliopsida; Poales; Poaceae.
AUGGUAGCCGAUGCGGACGUGCUGGUCCUGCUCCUGAUGAGCUACCCUCGCCGCCGGUACCGGCAGCCCUACAGCAUGCACCUCAUGCUGUAUAACUGCAUGUUCGGCCGCCAGAUGGAGACGGAACAUGUCAUCAGCUUCCUGCUGCACGCACAACCAUCCCAUGGUGCUGAAGAACCGGAGGUCCUGCCGAUCGUCGGUCCUGGCAUGGUCGGCAAGACUACGCUCGUCACUCAUGUCUGCAAGGACGAAAGGGUCCGCGAUCGCUUCUCAGAGAUCGUGCUCCUGAACGACCUCGACUUUACCGAUGCUGAUCUGGCUGCUUUCAGACGCAGAUGCUCAGUAAGAAAUGGUAACCGUGGCUCCAGCUGGAAUAGAAAAGAUGGGAAAUUUCUGGUCGUCGUUGAGGUUGCCGGGGAUUUCAACGAGGACGCAUGGAGCAGGUUGUACUCCGCAUCUAAACGGUGGGUCCCACGUGGCAGUAAAAUCAUAGUCACAAGCCGGUCUGACAAGAUCACCAAGGUUGGAACAGUGCGGCCUCUAACUCUGGAAUUCCUGCCGCGCGAGGCGUACUGGUACUUCUUCAGGACGCUCGCGUUCGGGAGCGCGGAUCCCGGGGCGUACCCGAGGCUCGCGAACAUGGCCAUGGAGGUGGCUGGGAACAUGAACGGAGCUUUCAUCAGCGCGCACAUCACCGCCCGCUUCCUGAGGGGCAACUUGGACGCUCGCUUCUGGGGCAAGGUCCUGGCCCUCUACAGAGAGUUCGUCGACAAGCAUGGCUCUAGAUUUGGGGGCAACCCAUUUGCUACCCUGAACCAAGGCGGACCAGCACUUUUUGGAAGCAUGGGUGGGGCUUUUGCGGAUCUCAUGAUCCAUCACCACAAUGAAUGCUCCUCGCCCGUGGAGGUUCCAGAUGUAAUGACGGUACAAUGGCUGGAUUUGCUGAUGUUAGGAAGUGAGGUUGUUAUUAGGGCCCAGGGGAAGUUUCAGUUCAUGUGGACUUCUCCGAUACCACCCUACUACAGCCACAUCUACACUUGUGAGAUUCUAGGGAGCAAACCAGCAGCCGCCAAGAGGAAGCGUUCUGUGGAAAAUGGUGUCGCACUUUCUUAAUUUCUGUUC